AUGUCGUUUGUCAAUGCCCACAUCAUUGUCAGCGCUGCCGCCGCUUUCCGUCCUCUUCUCGGAAUCGAUCCUUAUAACAAGAAGAACGUCGACACUGCUCUUGAGAACCUUGCUUCUUUCACUGCUAUUUUGGAGUCGCACCUUGUCAAGAACACUUACCUUGUUGGUGAGAGAGUCACUGUUGCCGAUAUCUACGCUGCUGGUGGCAUUGUUUCCGCUUUCAAGAACCUUUUCGGUGCUGAGUGGAGAAAGUCCCACCCUGCUAUCACCCGUUGGUUCACUACCUUGUUGCACACUCCUUACUACGCCAAGGACUACGCUAACUUCGAGUUCAUUGCUGAGCCUGUUAAGUACACUCCCCCUAAGAAGGAGGAGAAGCCCAAGCAAGAGAAGAAGAAGGAGGAGGCCAAGCCUAAGGCCGCUGCUGACGACGAGGAGGAUGAGGCUCCUAAGGAGAAGAAGGCUGCCCAUCCUUUGGCCGCUCUUGGCAAUCCUAAGGUCCCUAUUGACAACUGGAAGCGUGUCUACUCUAACGAGGAUACCCGUGAGAAGGCUCUUCCCUGGUUCUUUGAGAACUACGACGCUGCCGACUACUCUUUGUGGAAGGUCGCUUACAAGUACAACGACGAGCUCACUCUUACUUUCAUGUCCAACAACUUGAUUGGCGGUUUCUUCAACCGUCUUUCUGCCUCGACUAAGUACCUUUUCGGUGCUGCCGUCGUGUACGGAGAGAACAACAACAACGGUAUCGUCGGUGCCUUCCUUGUCAGAGGCCAAGACUACGCCCCUGCUUUCGACGUUGCUCCUGAUUGGGAGUCUUACGAGUACACUAAGCUCGACAUCUCCAAGCCCGAGGACAAGGAGCUCCUCGGUGACUUGUGGGCCUGGGACAAGCCUUUGGUCAUCAACGGCGAGAAGAGGGAGAUUGCCGACGGUAAGGUCUUCAAAUAA
Sugiyamaella lignohabitans is the source of this 951-nucleotide messenger RNA. It is a transcript of the gene CAM1, whose product is annotated as Cam1p. The transcript has a single exon. The coding region runs from base 1 to 951 and encodes 316 amino acids. Gene Ontology annotation, cellular component: nucleus; cytoplasm. NCBI's taxonomy places the organism in Eukaryota, Fungi, Ascomycota, Dipodascomycetes, Dipodascales, Trichomonascaceae. Gene Ontology annotation, biological process: translational elongation. Gene Ontology annotation, molecular function: translation elongation factor activity. The record is from RefSeq and is a predicted model, not a curated record.